Messenger RNA from Amborella trichopoda, 2034 nucleotides. RefSeq names its product alpha/beta-Hydrolases superfamily protein. Lineage: Eukaryota; Viridiplantae; Streptophyta; Magnoliopsida; Amborellales; Amborellaceae. The record is from RefSeq and is a predicted model, not a curated record.
GGUUUUCUUUAUCCAUUUUUCCUUUUUUGCCAAUCAAGAAAAAGAAUUAUUAUUAUUUUUCAGAAUUAUGAGUUCAUGUUCCAAUUUCUUCCUCUUUGUUUGUGAUCCGCCAUUACAAGAAGAUAUUGAUUCAUAAGGGUUUCUUUUGGACAUUCAUAAGCAUAGAAACUCCUGGUAACAUGGAUAACUUACCUUCUAGCAAGGAAGAAGGUACCUCUUCUUCACUGAUUUACAACAAUGAUUUGAUGAGUGAGGGUGUCAUUCCACAAUUAUUCAGUUGCUUUCCACUUCCAGCAAUUAAUGAAGCUUCUUCAUAUCUUCUGCAAACAACUUCAAAUUUGGGCCGUCGGUUCUCUACCAUUGUUGAGGAAGUUGUCUUGGCAGAUGGUAGCAAGACAACACAAAUUAUAUCAUCUUCUGAUCAGCAAGCAAGGCCUCUUUUAGGCAACUCUAUAUCUUCAUCAGAGCAGUGUUCCACUUCAUCAGAACCUUCUUUUGCAACUGCUGAUCCUUCAAUGCAUGAUCGGAGAGGAAAGAGCAGAAAGAAUAAUGAAUCUGGAGAAAGAAAUGCUGCAAUAGCUGAAUCAACUCAAAACUUUUGGAAUGGAGCUUCUAUUUUUAAAGGACUUGUUUCCCGGGUGCAAAAGACACUGCGUGGUUCUGCUGAUGACAUAGGAUGGCUACAGAGGGAACCAGGAAUGCCACCUGUCGAAGAUGGCACAAGAAGAUUCAAUGAGCUUCUUGUGGACAUUAGAAAAGGAGAGCACAAGUUGCCAGAAUCAUUAGUCUAUUUACUGGUACCAGGUUUAUUCAGCAACCAUGGUCCCCUUUAUUUUGUCAAUACCAAAAGAUUCUUUUCAAAGCUUGGUCUGGCUUGUCACAUCGCCAAGAUUCACAGUGAGGCUUCAGUUGAGAAGAAUGCAAGAGAAAUAAAGGAUUACAUUGAGGAGCUCUAUUGGGGUUCUGGCAAAAGAGUCCUACUUCUUGGGCAUAGCAAAGGGGGAGUAGAUGCAGCUGCGUGCUUAUCUUUAUACUGGUCUGAGUUGAAAGAUAAAGUUGCUGGGCUUGCAUUUGCACAAAGCCCUUAUGGAGGAAGCCCUAUUGCCUCAGAUAUUUUACGGGAAGGGCAGCUUGGAGAUGUUGAAACUCGAAAGCUCAUGGAACUCCUCAUAUGCAAAAUUAUCAAGGGUGACUUGCAAGCACUAGAAGACCUCACAUAUGACAAGAGGAAAGAGUUCAUAAGACAUCACAAGCUACCACCGGAUGUGCCCGUAGUCUCAUUCCACACGGAGGCAAGCAUGGCACCUGGGGUCUUUGCUACCUUGUCUCGCGUUGCUCAUGCUGAACUCCCCCGCCUCCCUAUCCCCACCUUUGGCCCCUCAGGGAAAGAAGAAGAAGUUGAACCCACCAAAUUACCUGUUGUUUUUCCCUUAGCCGCUGCUAUGGCGGCUUGUGCAUUGCACUUAUAUUUGAGAUAUGGAGAAAAGAGUGAUGGUCUUGUUAUGAGGAAAGAUGCAGAGGUUCCAGGUUCUGUGGUGAUUAGGCCGGACCGUCAAAUGGACCAUGGCUGGAUGGUAUAUUCGAGUCUCAGUGAUGAUCCUAAUGAGGCUGAUGCCUCUCAAGUGUGUGAAGCUCUCUUGACAUUGCUUGUGGAGUUAGCUGAAAAGAAAAAAUUAGAAAGUGCCAAGAAGAAUGAAUGAAACCUGUGAGUUUUUACCAUGAACUGAUAUAUCAUUUCCUCUUUUUUUUUAAAAAAAAAAAUUAUACAUAUAUUCGUUUUCUAUUGUCUAAUGGUGUAUUUGGCAUUGGCCUGUUGAUUAAGUAGUUAAGUUGUAAGGGAAGAAAGACUCUGGUUCACGUUGCAGGUUCGAGCGUGCCCACUCAACCAGAAAAGGAAAGGAACAAGAUUGGCAAAUGACCAUUGUAAAGAUUUGUGUGCGUGUAGAUCCUUUCGGUCUCAUCCUCUUUCCUAUUUUCAUUAAUCAAGGUUGUUUUCAUAGUCCUUGUGUUAUGUCAGUUUUGAUGUUUUGAUCU